Chelonus insularis is the source of this 550-nucleotide messenger RNA. RefSeq names its product coiled-coil-helix-coiled-coil-helix domain-containing protein 7. The record is from RefSeq and is a predicted model, not a curated record. Gene Ontology annotation, cellular component: mitochondrion. The coding region runs from base 117 to 398 and encodes 93 amino acids. The transcript is spliced from 3 exons. Gene Ontology annotation, biological process: mitochondrial respiratory chain complex assembly. NCBI's taxonomy places the organism in Eukaryota, Metazoa, Arthropoda, Insecta, Hymenoptera, Braconidae.
ACACAUAUUGACAUGUAUACUUUGUGUUCCAUUCAUGUAACCAUAACCUUCUUUUUUCGUAUUUCUUCAUCUAAAACUCAAUUUUCAUAAACAAAAUGAUUGUAUAAAAUAUUAAAAUGUCAACAAAAGUGAAAAUUCGUGAUACAAGAUUAACUUCUUCGGAAAAUAAUCCCUGUUUAAAGGAACACUAUUUAUCUCUAAAAUGUUUAGAUGAUAAUCAAUAUGAUCAUGAUGCAUGUCUGUGGUAUUUUGAAAACUACAAAAAUUGCAAGGGAUUUUGGAAUGAUGUGAUGCAUGAUCGUCGAAGUAAAGGAAUAACGCCAAUAUUGCCACCAGUCGAAGAACGAGAAAAAAUGAAAGAAGAAUAUAUGAAAAAUUUUAAUGCUCCAAAAAAAUAGUCGAAUUUAUAAAUAAGGUAAUAAACAAAGAUUAUAAUGUUAUCAAUUUAUCUUUUAUUAGUCAGUGUAUAAUUUCACUUUUCAUGAUAAUUUUUUUACAAUUAUGAAACAUGUAUAUACUACUUAGAUGUAAUAAAAGAUCUUAGACAUAG